This is a messenger RNA of Gilbertella persicaria, 283 nucleotides long. RefSeq lists its product as uncharacterized. Lineage: Eukaryota; Fungi; Mucoromycota; Mucoromycetes; Mucorales; Choanephoraceae. The record is from RefSeq and is a predicted model, not a curated record. The annotation marks the transcript as partial. The transcript is spliced from 2 exons.
UUUGUUGUUAUCUUUCUUUUAUUGGUUAAAUUCGAACUUCUUAAACAAAAGCUGCACGACUCACCUUUGGUCAAUAUUGACCCAAACGUUGUCAUCUGUGCACCUGGCGCUGACUUUACUCCUUCUUCUGUCAUGUUGGACGAGUUUCCAUACAUUUAAGAAGACUUCUUUAAACGUCCUCUUGAGGAUACCGACCGUCGGCGAUUCUUAUUCGAUUGCCCAAGAACACAUUACGAAAUCUUGAUCUACCCAAGCUUAACAAAGUCAAUUUACAUUCUUCAUG